UAUUUUUCAGGUCUUCCCAUUGUUCAAAUGUAAAACGAUAUUCCAUUUCUGAAGACCGUGAGCUCUUUAUCUUCAUAAGGGAAUUGUUGAGUCCCGCAAACUGAUUGAAAACCCGAUUAUUUCAAACUUCAAGUUCAAAUGCGCAAAAUAAGUUCGAAUGAGAAAAAUAAUUAUCGCAAAGAUAUAAAACAAAAAUUUACCCAAUUAAUUGCCUUAAAAACUCUUGCUACAAAAAUAGGGAACAUCUUAUCAAAUCUUAUCAAAUCUGGAAUAAUAGUCGAAAAAUGAACUUCAAUAAAAAAAAUUCCAAUUCCAUAAUCAUCAUCCGGCGAUAACAGAAAGAACAACUCACUUUUGUCCCUCGAAGAUGCAAAGAGGCCCAUUGAUCCGUGGAAGAAACGAUGCGAGUGUUUCAUAGAAAAUGCCACCAGAUAAAUAUCUGAUGGAUACCAGUAAAAAGAAACAAUCGACAAGGACUGGUAUCAUCGAUGUGACACAGGAGAUUGAAGAUGAGGAGAAUCAGGAAGUGUGCAAAUGGGCAAGGUGACGGAUAAUUCAGUGAUGCGUAGACGACGUGGCUUGGCCAGUGCCAUUGUCGGCCUCACCGUCGGCUUUCUCCUCGGUCUGAUCAUGAUGAAUUACCGGGGUAUAACGAGCAAUCCGAUGACCCCAUCACCAACAAGAGGAUCAACAGCUAGACCACCUGUCAGGGUUCACAAUCUCGAUGUCAAUGUCACGGGUAAAAAUCUCGUGUUCGUCGGUGUAAUGACAGCGCACAAGUACCUGGGUACCAGAGCCAAAGCUGUUUGGGAGACCUGGGGUAAAACUGUACCCGGGAAAAUCGCAUUUUUCUCGUCUGAAUUUUCCACACUGCCAGUGAAUACCGGGGAUCUACCCCUGGUAGCACUUCCCACCGUUGACGAUGGAUAUCCACCCCAGAAGAAAUCAUUUCUCAUGCUGCAGUACAUGUGGAAGCACUUUGGGGAUAAGUUCGAGUGGUUUCUCAGGGCUGAUGAUGAUGUUUAUGUCAGGAGUGAUAGGCUUGAGGGUCUGCUGAGGUCAGUGGACUCCAGGAAGCCGAUGUACAUUGGACAAGCGGGGAGGGGCAAUUCGGAGGAGUUUGGAUUGCUGUCCUUGGAGUAUGAUGAGAAUUUUUGCAUGGGUGGGCCCGGAGUUAUACUCUCGAGGGAGACACUCAGGAGAAUUGUUCCACAUAUCAAGGAGUGCCUUGGGAAUCUUUACACAAGUCAUGAGGACGUCGAGCUUGGACGAUGUGUUAAGAAACACGCAGGGAUACCUUGCACGUGGAGUUACGAGAUGCAAUCGAUUCUAUACCACAAUAGCAGCGGUGAUCAAGCAUUCACGGGGAACCUCAAGAAAAAGGAAGUUCAUAGGGCAAUUACCCUGCAUCCGGUUAAAAGUCCACCGCACAUGUACCGCCUCCACAACUACAUGAGGUUUGCGUUGCAGGGCCUGAAAAUCCAGGAGUUGAAGCAGGAGCGGGUCAACCUCCACCGGGACAUAACGGUGAUGAUUCAGCAGUUGGGGAUGACUUCCAAAGAUUUUCAACGACAAUUAUCCACGUCCAAAGGCUAUAGCACUGUCCUCCGCGAUAUGGAACUGCUUGGAGUUCCGGUGGGUCUGAGAAGCUUCAAGCCCAACUCCAGCGGAGAAGUCGUCCCCUGGGACUUUAUAUCAAGGUCGGAGUAUAGUUUAGCGGAUUCAAAUCCCAGACGACGCAUUCAUACACACGUCAAGGAGGGCCUCGAUGACAUAACGAGGGAAGUUAUGGAUUCAAUUAAUGCCUGCUCGAGACAACGUGGACGUGUUGUUGAGGAGAGAUCUGCACUCUACGGGUACAGGAGAGUAGAUUCUUAUGGGGCUGACACCGUUCUGGAUCUUCUUCUAGUCUAUCGAAAAUAUCGAGGCCGAAAGGUCACACUUCCGGUUAGGAGACAUGUCUAUGUUCAUCAGCAUUACACUGGUAUAGAGGUACGAGAGGUCGUCAAUUGUGAGGCAGUAGAUGGCCAGGGGCGAUUGACUUCGAAGCAGCCCCAGAGCAUCUUCAACAGUGGAUUCCUGGGUUUUAGCUCGGCGAGAGAAGCAGACCCCAUCAAGGACAAGUCCAUAAAAUUCAUCCUGCCCCUGUCAGGUAGACUCCACGUGUUCCAGAGAUUCCUGAGGAACUACGAGGAGAUUUGCCUGAUGAGUGGUGAUAAGACUGAGCUCCUGGUGGUCCUCUAUCCUCACAGGAGCGAGGACUCCAUGGACAGCACAAUGCAGCUGAUCGAGAAAACCAGGAGAAAAUACUCAAGUGCCAAAAUAGAAGUAAUCUCAGGCUCUGGGAAUUUCUCGAGGGCCCAAGCUCUUCAUCUGGGCGCCUCUCAGUCCAGGGAGGAUGACCUCAUGUUCUUCGUGGACGUCGAUAUCGUCCUCAGGGCUUCAGCCCUCCAGAGAAUACGUCUCAACACAGUGAUUGGGAGACAGGUGUACUUUCCUAUCGUAUUCAGUCAAUUUGAUCCCAAAAUCGUCAGACAAAACUCGAAUCCUCAGGACCCUUUCCUCAUUAAUGAGUUCACUGGAUUCUGGAGGCAAUUCGGCUUCGGUAUUGUCUCCCUUUACAAGAGGGACUACCUGACGAUCGGCGGAUUCGAUCUGUCCAUCACUGGGUGGGGGAAGGAGGAUGUUGAUUUCUUUGAGAAGGUUGUCAAGUCCAAGUUAAAUGUCUUCAGGGCUCCUGAUAUACAUCUUGUUCACGUGUUCCACGAUGUCGAGUGCGACGAGAGACUCUCGGGACUGCAAUUGUCCAUGUGCAGGGGCACCAGGGUUGAUACCUUCGGCAGCACCCAGGCACUCGCUAGAAUUAUCUACGACAAUCCUGAUUAUCUCAAAUUCGCCAGGGACAGGAGAUCCAGACUCACUGCACCCGGGAAUUGAAUUUUUUCAUAAAUAUCGCACGAUCUUGGAAAUCAGUGGUUUUAAAAGAAAAUAUUCAGAGAUCUUUUCUACUAGAAAUUUCAUCAGCUACAAAAAAGGUCUCUAGUGUUUCCGCAGUGAAUCGAUCGUUUUCGAGAUAAAUUUACUAGUUCCUUGGUGAAUUAUUUGUUGAAGUGGGAAAAACUCAAUGUUGUGGAGAAACUGUGAUUU
Fopius arisanus is the source of this 3147-nucleotide messenger RNA. It is a transcript of the gene Chsy, whose product is annotated as Chondroitin sulfate synthase. The record is from RefSeq and is a predicted model, not a curated record. Gene Ontology annotation, molecular function: glucuronosyl-N-acetylgalactosaminyl-proteoglycan 4-beta-N-acetylgalactosaminyltransferase activity. The transcript has 6 exons. NCBI's taxonomy places the organism in Eukaryota, Metazoa, Arthropoda, Insecta, Hymenoptera, Braconidae. Gene Ontology annotation, cellular component: Golgi cisterna membrane. The coding region runs from base 535 to 2937 and encodes 800 amino acids.